UCCUACCCAUGUACUAAACCACGUCCUCCCCCACAGAUGCACGCUGGGCUGGUGAGCGUGAGUGACGGCAAGUCUAAGCCUCAACCCAUGAAGCUGAUCCUCACCUCAGACUCACUCGUCCUCCAGCGGGAACAACUCGUCAUCAGCACUAAGACUCUCGAGGCUAACGGUCCAGAUGCCAGGAUCCGGCGAGUGAAGGUGAUCCGUCAACGUAACUCUGGCCUGGGACUGAGCAUUAAGGGCGGCUCUGAGCACAAGUUACCCAUCCUCAUUUCUCGCAUCUUCAAGGACCAGGCGGCUGACCUAACUGGGAAGCUGUUUGUGGGUGAUGCAAUACUGAAAGUCAACAACCAGUCUCUGCUGCGCUGUACACACGACGAAGCGGUGGGCGAGCUGCGGCAGGCUGGAGACGAGGUACUACUGACGGUGCGCCACUACAAAGCUGCCACGCCCUUCCUUAACAAGACAGAUGAGACGAUGAGCAGCACGACAGAGAACUCCGCCUCACAACUCCGACCAGAGGAUGGUUGGCGUUCACCUUCCAACCCUACCACACCUACCACACCUUCCUCCACCACCCCAGUCAAGAUCAACAACCACAAAAUCACCAACAGUGACCAGACAGAAUCUAUGGUCUCCAACAAUAGCACCACCACCACUACGGAUUCUUCCUCCACCAAAAGCACAACCACUAAUAACCUCAAUAAAGUUAACAACAGCCGGAAUGAGGUGAUCUCCAACGGUAUCUCCACCACCACCACCACCACGGGCACCUCCAACACCACCCCCUCCACGCCCAAUGGACCUAAGGUGGAGAAACAGUGGGUGGAUAUUGUCACGGUGCCGCUCAUGAUGGCCUACAUAACCCGCUACAUCUUCGGUACGGACAAACUACGGCCGCAAGCGUUUGAGGUCCGUGGCAUCAACGGCAUCAGUACGGGCGUGGUGCACUGUCAGGACGCGGCUAUGUUGUCCCAGUGGAUCAAACACAUCACUAAUAACAUCAUCGGCCUUACCAACCUACAGAUGAAGCUCUACAACUCGAGCUUCCCGGCGUCAGAGCACGUGUUGUACAUGGGGUGGGUGUGUGAAGGCGUGAUUAACCACAACCUUCCAUGGCAGAACUGGAAGCCUAAGUUUAUCGCCCUUAAAGGCACUGAUAUCUACAUGUUCGACACCCCGCCUCUCAACACUCACGACUGGGUAGAGAGGGCGUCAGUGUGGGCGGUUCAUCAGACAAUGUUCCGAGUUAUCAAGGAGUCAGAAUACGUGGACGAGCGGCAGCACUGUUUCCUCCUCCAGACGGCCAUGCAGGAGUCCCGGUACCUCAGUGUAGAGACCCGUCAGGACCUUCUUAGGAUCGAGAACGCUUGGCACCGCGCCGUCUACAAUGCUGUGACCAGACUGGGGAACAAGACGUUUGCCGUGACGCAGGCAGGGAGAUCGUCGGGGCUGACGCUGGACUGGUCGGGAGGGUUCGCCCUGUAUGACACAGAGACGAGGGAGUACCACUGGCGCUACAAGUUCUCACAGCUCAAGGGCUCCUCUGAUGACAGCAAGACCAAGCUCAAACUCCACUUCCAGAAUGAGAACAAGGAGAUCGAGACUAAGGAGCUGGAGUGCGCUACCAACCUCCAGAACCUCCUCUUCUGCAUGCACGCCUUCCUCACCGCCAAGGUCGCCGCCGUUGAUCCCUCUUUUCUGCGAGCCCCGCCCAAAACGCCCACGUAGUCACACCCACCACCACGCCCACCAGAUGAAAAGCGUUGAUGGUGCGAGGCAGCAGUGGAGAACCAGUCGUCGUGCUUUAUCCAAUAGUAGUCAACUUCUGUGCUAAGGAACCAGUCAUGUCGGGCCACGUCAAAACUACGUCAUUGCUGUUUUAUCCAAUACGAAAACAAACUCAAGCUCUCGAAGCCAACUACAUCCCGCCACGUCAAAAUUGUAACCCCCCCCCCCCUCCCAACUAUUCAGCCAAUAGCAAACGUACUUCCAUCUUUACCUGUACCAAUAGUCACUUGUGAACGCUAGUGGUAGAUGUCUUUACAUAGUGUAAUGGCUAUAAUACAAGACUCGGCUCCGGUUAUAUCUGUCAUCAGGUCUUUGUGUCUCAUGUUUAUUGUUUAUGGAGAACUAUGAGAGAGAAGUGAUGUGUUGUAAUCAAAACUGGAGCGUGUUUAAGGCUCGUUAAUUACCUCUACUGGUAACUCAUUAAUGUUGUCACCUGACUUACCUCACCUUGCCACUAACACAGUGUUGUAUCCCCCUGCCACUAACACAACUGUUGUAGCCCCCUGCCACUAACACAACUGUUGUAGCCCCCUGCCACUAACACAACUGUUAUAGCCCCCACACUAAC
Homarus americanus (American lobster) is the source of this 2359-nucleotide messenger RNA. RefSeq names its product gamma-2-syntrophin-like (gene Syn2). The transcript has 10 exons. Lineage: Eukaryota; Metazoa; Arthropoda; Malacostraca; Decapoda; Nephropidae. The record is from RefSeq and is a predicted model, not a curated record. The coding region runs from base 37 to 1731 and encodes 564 amino acids. Gene Ontology annotation, cellular component: intracellular anatomical structure; dystrophin-associated glycoprotein complex. Gene Ontology annotation, molecular function: protein binding; structural molecule activity.